Molecule: messenger RNA, 640 nt
Organism: Elaeis guineensis (African oil palm)
Lineage: Eukaryota; Viridiplantae; Streptophyta; Magnoliopsida; Arecales; Arecaceae
Source: RefSeq, a predicted model, not a curated record
CGCUGCAACGCCGUUAUUUCAGACGAUUCCUCCGUAUUUCCAUGACCUCUCGUCUUCGUCCUCUUUCUCUCUCCUCAGACCUAAUAGCAUCUCCCAGCUUCUCGCGACCUUCCACAACAAUGGCGGCCCGGGCGGUGCUUGCGUCCUCUCUCCGGCGAUUGUCUUCUCCUACUCCAUCGGCGAAGCUGAUACCCCGGCGUGGUCUCGCCGGUGGCGGAGAUCAUCAUGGACCCCCGAAGGUUAAUAUUUGGGAAGAUCCACUAAGCCCAUCUAAAUGGAAGGAAGAACAUUUUGUAUUGGCGAGUUUAGGUGGUUGGUUUUUGCUAGGCUAUGGUGGAUAUAAGCUUUUUGGUGGAAAGAAAGAAAAGAAGGAAGAGGUCGUUGCAGCAUCAGCGCAUUAGACUUGAUACUGUUGCAAAAUUAUGUCUUUGGGAAUAAGUAAAAUGUGUUUUGGUUCAUCAAGUUCUGGGUGAUAUAUUCCAGAAUAUGGGCCAUGGAUAUUGAGAACUUUUCUAUUUUAUGCCAAAGAAUUUUUUGUUGUAUGGGAAUUCUUUUAUGCUGUGUCAGUUUUCUCGGAUCAAAUUGCUAUUUAGAGAAUAUCCGUGAAAAGUUAUAAUAUGAUUUUCAUGGUUUCACAAAA